AGCUCGUUCGGUGGAUGAACUGAGGCUGAAGUGGAAGUAUUCCAUGGAUAAACCGGGCACUGCAAUCACUUGUGAGGCAAUGCCAAUGCACGCCUCACUGUGGAACAACUGGACCCUGUCAGACAAAUCGGAAUGCUAAGAACAAUCUGUACCCUACACUUGCUUGUUUGGAGUGGUGCCAUUGUUCCCCUUACCCCAUGUUGCAAGUUUACACCCUGGAGAUCAUUGUCUCUGAUCCUCAUCGUCCCGGCAAACUCGAUAUAUCUGGUUUUGUCGCAAUUAGAGACUUCCGAGAUGUACAACGGAAUUACAUUUUUAACCGGGGAAUGUCAGACACUUUCAUAACCAUAUCAGAUAAUGGUGUGUUGCUGCUGCCAAUGUUGAGACCUCGGAGAGCCAUCAGCUCCACUAUCUUGCUUGAGUUCGACCUGAAGAUGAACAGAACAGGUGACUGUGUUGAUAGUUACCAGCCGUUGAUCCAAGGAGUGUCAGAGCACCCUUCAGGUGGGCCUGAUUGGUCCAGAGUUAACAAGUUGUCCAUUCGAUGUGAUGGCGACCGCUCAAUUCCAAUGAUGCAUGUGAAGCUUGCCGUGAUAAUGGAUGGCGUCGAGGCCACCGUCGAGCUCCGGGCACUCAAAUUACCUUCCCAGGGCAUCGACCUGCGCUGCGCGGCACGGAUUGGCUGGGUAGGCGACGAUAUCGCGCUCUUUGACGGCAGAUACGGUGGCAAUUAUCCACCGUUGCGGUUUGUGGUCGCGACAGAGCUGCACGGCAACAUGGAGAUCCACUUGGAAGGGAUCUUCGAUGGCGUGAGCAAGAGGUGGAGUGUCGGGUUUGUGCCCAAGUUCCAUGCGCUCUUCUCCGAAGUGGUGGAUCUCUCGUUUGCCCAGAUCUCGCUAAGUGUUGCCUGGUCCGAAGAGAGCAACUUCCCAACCUAAGGUCCAACUGAUCUUUGACUACUAGCAAGUCUGUGUGUUUAUUUUGCCAUGCAAAGACUCCCCGAUUAUUGAAGUGGUUAUAUUAUACUAGCUAGGAAUAAUUAUGUGCUCUACUUAGCUGUCCAAGUCAAGAGAAGUAGAGAACCCAAUCAGGUCAGCAACCUAGCAUAGAUUGCAUCAGGUGUAAAGAUAGGCUGGUGUGGUGGAGAAUAUGCAACUGUCAGCAUCUUUCAUCAUUCAGUAAGCUGUCUGAAUCUUCAGCCUCCACUUAUAGGUGUCAAUUCCAUCAGUUAAGUGCAAAAGCAGUAUCUUCAAAUCUCAACCGUACAAAGCGGCAUCCGACAACUGAUAUUCAAUUACCUAACGAUGAAUUAGCAACUUUGCAUCAGGUGCAAAGAUAGGCUGGUCUGUUGUAGGAUAUGUGAAGCUUGAGGACGCAUAUGUCACUUCUUGUCAGUUUAUUUAUAAAUUGUAUGGCAGCUGAAUGUCUUAGCUUCUUGUUGGCUGGAUGAAUGGCAUGGAAUAUACAACAGAACUUGCUAGAUUUUGAUGCCUGCUUCUAGACUA
Messenger RNA from Brachypodium distachyon (stiff brome), 1505 nucleotides. RefSeq lists its product as uncharacterized. The coding region runs from base 198 to 938 and encodes 246 amino acids. NCBI's taxonomy places the organism in Eukaryota, Viridiplantae, Streptophyta, Magnoliopsida, Poales, Poaceae. The transcript has 3 exons. The record is from RefSeq and is a predicted model, not a curated record.